Miscanthus lutarioriparius is the source of this 2853-nucleotide messenger RNA. NCBI's taxonomy places the organism in Eukaryota, Viridiplantae, Streptophyta, Magnoliopsida, Poales, Poaceae. The record is from the annotation of a GenBank genome assembly.
AUGGCGUCCAACAACAAAGUAGCUUCCUCCCAGAGUCCAAUGGCGUCCGGCGGCGCACAAAGCCACUCGCACUCCCCCCCUGUGGCUGGGGCUGUGGCUGAUGAAGCUUUGGGCAGCAGCAACAACAACAACAAGCCUGCUGCUAAGCCUCCUUCAGGUUCCUCCACGGAGUACCAGCUGAGGAAGUACCUGCUGCUGCUGGCCACUCUGGUUGCGACGGUGACGUACGUCGCCGGGCUGAACCUGCCGGGGGGAGCCUGGCAGGAGGACACCGACGACGGCCCGCACCACCACCACGCGGGCGACCCGAUCCUCCAGUACGCGCACCGCCACCGCUACCUCACCUUCUACUACUGCAACGCCACCGCGUUCGCCGCGUCGCUCGUGGUCAGCCUCCUCCUGCUGGUCCUGGAUGGCAAGAACACGGGCUGGUGGGAGGCCCUGCUGCGGGUCGUCAUGGUGCUCGAUCUGCUCGGCCUCAUGGGCGCCUACGCCGCCGGGAGCUGCCGGGACAAGUUCACCACCAUCUACUCGGCGCUGCUGCUGGCGCGGCAGCUGCUCAGGAAGCAAAGCGAUGUUCAUGAGCGUCGCCAAGAACUGCAUGAGGUCCUGAUGCUGCUGGCCACCUUCGCGGUGACCAUCACGUACGUGGCCGGGCUGAAUCCGCCGGGCGGCUUCUGGGGCGACACCAAGGACGGGCACCAGAUGAGCGACCCGGUCCUGAUGGAGCACUACUCCAGCCGCUACCAGGCGUUCUACGUCUGCAACACCACCGCGUUCGUCGCGUCCCUGCUCAUCAUCAUCCUCCUCGUCGACAAGAAGCUCACAACCAAGCUCUCUGUGCGGCUUGUGGCUCUGUAUGGUCUCACCAUCACGGCGCUCCUGGGCCUCAUGGGGGCGUACGCCGCUGGGAGCUGCAGGCAGCUCGACGACACCACCUACGUCAUCUGCCUCAUCGCCGGAGUUCUUGCCUACAUCUUCCUCCAGGUGGCCGUCACCAAGGCCAUCGGAAUGAAGCAGGAUCGUUCCAUUCCAAGCCUGCUUCGCAGUUGCUUCGACAGAUCGCAGGACCAAAAUAAACCAGAUCAGAGCAGCCGAUCAUCAGAAGACCAAAUUCCACCGAUCAAAAAAGAAGAAGACCAAAUUCCACCAGAUCAGAAUCAGAUCAGCAGCAGGGGCAUAAAUCAACACGAAGGCGGCGGCGAAGCAGUGGAAAUGGAUCCUUCAAAAAAAGCACUGGAAAAGGAUCCUUCAAAAGAAGCAGUGGAAAAGGCGAAACAGUCUCUUGUCAUGUUGCUUGCAACCCUUGUGGUGAGCAUCACUUACAGUGCAGGACUGGACCCACCAGGUGGCCUGUGGCCCGACACCAGAGACGAUCACAAGAUCGGUGACCCGAUACUCCUGACCACACACCCCACCCGGUACAAGGUGUUCUUCUACAGCAACUCGGCGGCGUUCGUGGCGUCCCUCAUCGUGAUCCUCAUGGUCCAGAGCAGAUUCCUGCUCAAGGGCCACACGCUGGAGGCGGCCAUGAUCCUGGACCUGUUCGGCCUGAUCAGCGCGUACGCCGCGGGGUGCUGCAGGGACGAGACGACCUCCAUCUACGUGGUUGCCCUGGCCGGGAUCGUCCUGGUCUACGUGGUCAUCCACAUCGUCCUCUUCACGCUUCCAGACCACAAGGACAGCAACCCGGACGCGGAGAAGAAGCUGGAGAACAGGCGCGAGAUGCUGCUGCUCCUGGCCAUCCUGGCGGCGACGCUCACCUACCAGGCUGGGCUGACGCCGCCGGGGGGCUUCUGGUCAGAAGAUGAAGAUGGGCACCGCGCGGGCUACCCGGUGCUCCACGACCACUACCGGCCCCGCUACAUGGCCUUCUUCUACUGCAACGCGGCGAGCUUCAUGGCGUCCGUGGCUCUCAUCGUCCUGCUCGUGAACCCGAACCUGUACAGGCCAGGGAUACGGUGCUACGCGCUCUACGUGUGCAUGGUGGUGGGCAUGUUUGGGCUCAUGGGAGCCUAUGCCGCUGGGAGCUCCAGGGAUCUGCGCACCUCCAUUUAUGUGUUGACGCUGGUUGUUGCCGUGUUUGCCUUUGUAGCCCUGGAGGUAGUCAUUUUCUUGGUUCACCCCUACCUAAGAGAUCAUUGGAAGCAAUGGUGGGGGUGCCUAAAAGAUCAUUGGAAGCAGUGGUGGAGGUGCAUCAAGAAUAAUGCAGCUGAUUCCUCCGGGCAAGCAGAACCAGACGCCGGCACGAAACAGAACCAGGAGACAGAGAUACAGCAGGAAAGUAAAACUCAGGGAGAGAUGCCAGUAGAAGCACGGCAAGAAGAUCAGCUCUCUGUCUCUGGAUCAUCAGAAGAUAGGAACAUGCGUGAAUACUUGAUGCUGCUAGGAGUCCUUGCUGCGAGUGUAACCUAUCAGACUGGCCUGAAGCCACCAGGUGGCCUGUGGCAGGACGACAGCAAUGGUCCCUCUGCUGGCAGCUCCAUCCUCCAUUACAUCAACAAACGCCGGUACCAUGCUUUCUUCUACUGCAACUCCACCUCCUUCAUGGCUUCCGUCGUCGUCAUCAUCUUGCUCCUGCCACUCUGGCCAUCGACUCUCCAAAAUUACGAAUUGCCACUCUGGCCAAUGCACACAGCUAUCUUGCUUGACAUGCUCGGCCUGCUGGGGGCCUAUGCAGCAGGCAGUACCAGAGACUGGGAGACAUCCAGGAAUGUCGUCUACUUGGUCAUCCCUGUCCUGGCCUAUAUUGCAGCCUAUGCAUUAGUCUCAAUCUUCUGCAAGAAAGGUGGUGCCACAGCCCACAAGAGCAAGUCCGAAGAACAGAAACCAUCUGGCAAUCAUGAAGUCUGA